AUGGAACUCCACUACUCCAUCAACCAUCUUGAUGAAGCACAUGUUAUUACCAAAGAAGACAAGUUCAUCCUUACCAAUCGCCGCCCACAGCCACCGAAUUGCCACCCACAACCACCAGUAAGCUCUUACCUCCCUGCUCUCCCUCUCAUUGAGUUCGUUGGAACAACAAGAAAUGAAGCAGCAGAAGCCGAUAGAGCAACCCCUGCCACCACCGACGCUGCUAUUAUGGAACCAUCGUUGUUGAUUGUUGCUGUGGAACGAAUCAGCAGAAGCUGCCAGAUCUUUCUUCAUAUUCUUCAUAUCCUUUAUAUUCGGUUUCGAAUUUUGCAAUAUUGA
Lactuca saligna is the source of this 336-nucleotide messenger RNA. The record is from the annotation of a GenBank genome assembly. NCBI's taxonomy places the organism in Eukaryota, Viridiplantae, Streptophyta, Magnoliopsida, Asterales, Asteraceae.